AUGGGGAUGGGCAACAACCUCAGGUGCUGCUUGGCUUGCGUCCUCCCCUGCGGCGCCUUCGACGUGGUUCGAGUCGUCCACCUUGACGGCCAGGUCGAGGAGUACUACAGCCGCCGCCACGUCUCCGCCGGGGAGAUCAUGGCGGCAAACCCCGACCACUUCCUCACCCGGCCAUGCUCUCGGGGCGUGGCGCGUCGGACCUUGGUCGUCCCGGCGGAGUCGCAGCUCGAGCGAGGCCACAUCUACUUCCUCGUUCCCACCUCGACAUCGCCGACGCAGCGGAAGCAGAAGAAGAGCGAUAGGCGAGAGAAGCCUGCGAAGAACGCACCGAGCAUCGAUGUCGCGCCAAGUGAGGACCACGGUUGCCUGGCGGCGGAGAAGAAGCCACGCCGCUGGAGCGAUCGGGUCGGAGCAUGGCGGCCGCGUCUGGAGAGCGUUCGUGAAGAGAACUCAUGA
Messenger RNA from Musa acuminata AAA Group (dessert banana), 456 nucleotides. RefSeq lists its product as uncharacterized. Lineage: Eukaryota; Viridiplantae; Streptophyta; Magnoliopsida; Zingiberales; Musaceae. The coding region runs from base 1 to 456 and encodes 151 amino acids. The transcript has a single exon. The record is from RefSeq and is a predicted model, not a curated record.